This is a messenger RNA of Dioszegia hungarica, 1173 nucleotides long. RefSeq lists its product as uncharacterized. NCBI's taxonomy places the organism in Eukaryota, Fungi, Basidiomycota, Tremellomycetes, Tremellales, Bulleribasidiaceae. The record is from RefSeq and is a predicted model, not a curated record. Bases 1 to 1173 code for a protein of 390 amino acids. The transcript has 2 exons.
AUGGAGUCGCAACCCGAGGCUGCCUCUGGCAGUCGGAAAGCGCCCGGCGACGUGUGGAGCCUCAUCUUCCGCCAUCUCCAGAGACCCUUUCCCAAGCCCCUCUCGAGCCCGCCGAGGUCUGCCCUCCAACAGCCAGAUCUGGUAGCAGUCUCGAGGACGUGCAAGCUUUUCGCAUCACUAUGCGAGCCGCUCCUGUACUCCCGGAUCUACACGGAUCAACUCCCCCUUCUCCUCCACGAGGCACGCAGACCCGCGAUGUAUCGGCGAUUCGCGAAGACUAAAAGCCUGUACAUCGAGUACUGCCCAAAGGGUCUCGAUACCAGUUACCAAAAGCUAGUGGAGACGGGGAAGGGAUGGCUGAAGGUGGGGAUGGACGCAAAGCAGGUGGAAAAGGUCGAGAUGGAGGAAUGCGAGACGGAGGCACAGGCAAUCCUCGCCGUCCUAUCUCCCAUCAGCCGGAUGGGUGUCGGGCGGAUCUUCCCUCGGCUCGAAACGAUCGCCGUCGCGUCCGUCUAUGGCCGGGAACCGGACCUCUGGCAUCGCUACGCGUACGGCCGGGAGACCGUCACGGCUGGUAUGUACGGGAUGGUCCAGUUCAAUACAUUCAUCGCGGCCGGUAAACUUCGGCACGUAGGCCUUCGAAACUCGGAAGGGCCACUGUCAAUCUCUCCUAUCCUCAACGAGUCGGAACGGGACCCAAUGAGCGUCAAUUUCGGGCUCACGUGCCACUUUUCGGCGGCGGUCCAUCAGCUCGUCAUCGUGUGCGGCAGACCCAUGGUCUGGGCGUGCGACGCCCCAACCACGACGCCGUGGGUGGACGUACUCGGGGCGUUGGGGAAGCAAGUUCUGAGUACGGCUAGUAGUCGGCAGGAGAGUAGGGAGAGGCAUGGGUUCUGCCCGGAUACUGCCGAUAUCGACCUUUACUGCUCGACGGCGACCUAUCCCUCUCAGACUGCCAAUCCCAUCGCUCGGCAGUGGGCCUCGCAGCUCACCGGCGGCGGAUCCAAGAAGACCGCUCUCACGGUGGCGGAGCAACGGCGGAUGACGGAUAAGAUGAGUCAGGCGAUCACCAAGACGUUCAAGGAGGAAAGCCGGCUGGCGGACAGCAUUCGGUGUCAUCCCUCGGUCGACACUCCUAUCUGUCCCGCAUGCGGGAUGGGGCCUCCGGAGUAG